CUUUAUCCUCGUACAGCAGUAAAGUGUGUUGCUACUCCGAAUCCAGCUGUGGAACUGCCAUUAACUGCUGAAAAUGUAGAAAGUGUAUUGGAUGAAAUUCGACCGUAUCUCAUUGCAGAUGGUGGAAAUGUGGCUUUACAUGAAAUUGAUGGCAAUGUUGUGCGGUUGAAGCUACAGGGAGCAUGUGGUUCGUGUCCAAGCUCUGUUACAACAAUGAAAUUGGGCAUUGAGCGUCGACUGAUGGAGAAGAUCCCUGAAAUAGUGGCGGUUGAACCGAUAGCUGAUGAAGAAACUGGUCUUGAACUAAAUGAAGAAAACAUAGAGAAGGUUAGUUCUGUGUUCAUCAUUUACUCUUCAUCAUGUACUAUUCAUUAAUACAUAAUCAUUUUC
Messenger RNA from Vigna angularis (adzuki bean), 390 nucleotides. RefSeq names its product nifU-like protein 2, chloroplastic. The transcript has a single exon. Gene Ontology annotation, molecular function: iron ion binding; iron-sulfur cluster binding. The annotation marks the transcript as partial. The record is from RefSeq and is a predicted model, not a curated record. Gene Ontology annotation, cellular component: chloroplast stroma; mitochondrion. NCBI's taxonomy places the organism in Eukaryota, Viridiplantae, Streptophyta, Magnoliopsida, Fabales, Fabaceae. Gene Ontology annotation, biological process: iron-sulfur cluster assembly.